Topomyia yanbarensis is the source of this 1121-nucleotide messenger RNA. Its product is annotated as putative nuclease HARBI1. The coding region runs from base 1 to 1107 and encodes 368 amino acids. NCBI's taxonomy places the organism in Eukaryota, Metazoa, Arthropoda, Insecta, Diptera, Culicidae. The transcript is spliced from 4 exons. The record is from RefSeq and is a predicted model, not a curated record.
AUGAGUUGUUUCGAGUUUUGGUACAGUGAUGACGAGAAUGAAGAUACUGAUGAUGAUUCUUUGGAACGUUCAGUGGUGCGCUUAGAACGACGAAAAAUACGAGAUAAGAGUAAUCCUUUAGAUUUGCCUCAUGACGCUUUUAUUAAGUAUUUCCGGAUUUCCAAGGAUCUAUUUAGCUACUUGCUAAAUAUUGUUGAAAGCAAAUUGGGUGGCACCAUUGGAUCUGCUUCGGUGUUACCAAUCAUUAAGUUAUCAGCCGCAUUGCGGUUCUUUGCUGAAGGUAGCUACCAAAAAGGAGUAGGAAACGAUGUGUUCGUGGGGAUGGCACAACCAACGCUAUCAAGAUCGUUGUCUUCUAUAAUUGACAUAUUUGAAACCGAAAUUUGUGCUACUGCAAUAAAAUUUCCCACGGAUGAAGCAGAAAGAGAUGAAAUUAAAAUGGCAUUCUACGAAAAAACUGGAUUUCCAGGAAUAAUAGGGUGUGUCGACGGCACUCAUGUGAAAAUUGUUGCACCUAAUUCGAACAUUCAACAUCUUUACUAUAAUCGAAAAGGCUUCCAUAGUUUGAAUGUUAUGCUUGUAUGUGAUCACAAACUGAGAAUCCGCUACGUAGAUGCAAACAAUCCUGGUUCUAAUCAUGAUUCCUUCAUAUGGAACAGUAGUCUUCUGGAUACAAUGUUGCAUGAGAUGUACCAAAACGGCGAACAAAAUACCUGGCUGUUAGGCGACGCCGGAUAUCCGCUGAAGCCCUAUCUGAUCACCCCUUUUCGAUCUACUACAAGAACUCCAAGUUCUGAAAAUCAAACUAUAUUCAAUGAAAUACAUUCAAAAGCAAGAAUGACUAUCGAACGAGCAAUCGGAGUAUUGAAAAAUGUAUUUCGAUGUAGCUUAGGUGCUCGGCAGUUACAUUACAAACCGGAAAAGGCUGCAAAGAUUGUAAAUGUGUGCUGUGCAUUACAUAAUUUGAGGCUUCGAUUUAAUGUGCCACUAGAUGGUGAAGAUUGGCAGCCCAUUGAGAAUGACGAACAUGUUGAUCCUGUAGUGGAAGAUGAAAGUCACAUGUCUGCCGAUGAUAUUAGAAGAACAAUUAUGAUGUCGAUUAUAUAAAAGUCAUUGCGUAU